Babjeviella inositovora NRRL Y-12698 is the source of this 1334-nucleotide messenger RNA. RefSeq lists its product as uncharacterized. The record is from RefSeq and is a predicted model, not a curated record. The transcript is spliced from 2 exons. Bases 202 to 1119 code for a protein of 305 amino acids. NCBI's taxonomy places the organism in Eukaryota, Fungi, Ascomycota, Pichiomycetes, Serinales.
AACUGACGAUCUGUCAAACGAUCUGUUUUGCUAUCUAAUAGCAUUCCAGCCUAUGUGACUUGUCUUGAUAGUGGCUGCAACUCUUUUAUUUUACACUCGUACAUAACGGCCAUAAGAUCCAGAUUUAAUCUCUUCCACUACCCCUAUUUCAGGUCCCAGCACAUACAGCUCUCUCUCUCUCCUAUCAUCCAGUAUAUUUUGAUGGUAUCAGCUCAGUCCAAGAUCCACGACGCUUACAAUAUCAAUGUAAACUCCGCCAAGAGCGGAGGGGCUCGCCGCCAGGAGCUAGUCUCGAACGCGAAUGGCUUAUUCAACCAAGUGAACACCAACUUCCAACCACAAACAAAACAACCCCAGUCAAAGCCAAAGUUUAAACCCGUGUCUCCCAAAAAGAAGCUUUCUUCUAGCCAGGCCUACUUUGAGUCGCCCUCCUCCUCCCGGACCAGUCGCCCCAUUUCAAGACCGGACUCCCCGCUAUUGAGAACCACACCCGCAGGAAUUUGCAAGAUUCAGCGCGAACCGUACUCGCAGUCCCGUCUUGCAAGUAUCUUCACCUUCAUCAUCAUCCUUGUCCCCACCGCUAUUGAAGUCCUAUCGCCACACCUCAACCACAGUGAUUUCUCUCUAGCACACCAUCGCCACCUCCCCGCUUACUCGAAGCUCCUUAUUGACAUGAUCAUGCUUGUGCUUGUAAGCUGGCUUGUAAAAUUUCUCAUGGAAUGGCCCUGGUUCUGGUUCGAGCGGGUCAAAGUCGCACAGUCCCAGUGGCAGCUCACCGCGGAGACAUGGGCUGAGGAGAUCCGUUUACCCCAGCAGGACCACGAACACAGCAUGCAUGUGACUCCCCACAACCCGUACCACAAACGUCUCUCCAACCUCCAGAUGGCCCGAUACACGGCCUUCUGUCUGUGUGUGGCCGGUCCGUUUCUCGGCGCCUAUCUCAUGGUGGCCUCCCGGCAGCAUUUCGUCAUCGAGCGCUACCGCCAGACAAGUGAAAGCGUCGUUUUCAAUGACUUCAAUGUGGUGCUUUUCCUCACGUGGGGGGCCAUCCGCUUUAUUCGCCAGUUGACCAAGACCGUGGAAGAAAACACGACCCAACGCGAUUCGGAGAUCGGAUGAAUAUGUAAAUGCGGGAUGUUGCAAAUCACAUGAUUAACACUGUAUUCAAUCUGUGUGUGGUUGGCGGGGAGAAUCAAGGUGCAGCUACAAUUAUUGGAGGGUUUGGCAUAAUUUCGGUGUGUUGGUUUGGGGUACCAGUUUAUGGCUUGCGCAUUGGAGAUUAAGAGAAAUUUCUGUGAAAGAGAAGGAAAACUGGAAACCCCUCAUAAGCAAUA